GACCAUUCGGAAAGGAAAAGUAAACAUUUCCAUGCGAGCUGCGGAACAGAAUGUAACAGGCUGACAAUAUAUUUUGGAGUGCGCAGUAAGGAUAGCUACCCUCUUGCAUAGACUAUGCUGUACCUGGAAAACAUAUUUGGAUUAACAGAUGAACAGUAGGCUAUUAACUAACCCGCGCUCAUUCCACAGGACCGCUAUACGCAUUUGCCUUUUAAAACAACGGAACCAUUGUCUCGACAAGCAGUGGGAUUUAUAAACCGAAGAUGGGUAUUUGUGGAUACUUUACCGUGUCUUGGAAGUGCCUGGUGGUUCUGUCUUUCAGACUGCUGUUUCUUGUCCCCGCAGGUUUGCCUGUCCACAGUCAAGGGGAAUCCCAAACCGAUAGUAAAGUGAUGGACAAUAUUACCGUCAGGCAAGGCGAAAACGUCUUUCUCAGGUGCGCACAGGGGGACAUCGUCACACACACGGCCUGGCUCAACCGGUCGAGUAUACUGUACGCCGGCGAGGAUAAGUGGUCUGUGGAUCCCAGGGUGAGCCUGGUUACACUCAAUCGGGAGGAGUUCACCAUCAAGAUUGAGGACGUGGACAUGACAGAUGAAGGCCCAUACAUCUGUGCGGUGCAGACGAGCAGCAGACCGAGGACGACGUCAGUGCACAUCCUCGUCCAAGUGCCCCCCACAAUCAUCAACUUGUCGAAGGACAUCGUGGUAAACGAAGGCUCGAACGUCACUCUGAUGUGCCAAGCCAGUGGCAAACCAGAACCCUCGCUCACCUGGAAACUUCUCUCUCCCUCAGUUGACUUGGUAUCGGAGGACGAAUACCUGGACAUCCCCAGUAUCUCCAGACAGAGAGCGGGGACAUACGAAUGCACCGCCAUCAACGACAUCGCCACAGACGUCCAGACCGUUGAGAUCACAGUCAACUAUGCCCCCAGUGUGUCAGAGGGCAGAGACGUUGGCGUGACCCUUGGCCAGAGAGGGGUGCUGGAGUGUGAAGUGGAUGCGGUGCCCAAGGCGGACUUUGAGUGGUAUCGAGAUGACAGAAGGAUCAUCAACGGUUUAGAUGGCAUGGAGAUCGAGGAUGCCGGGCAGCUCUCCAAGCUGACCUUCUUAAACAUCUCAGAGGCAGACUACGGCAACUACACGUGCAUCGCCAUCAACAAACUCGGCAGCUCCAACGCAAGCUUUGUCCUGUAUGAGGUUAUUGAGCCUACUAGCUCAACACUAGUGCAAGGACCCGGAGCAGUGCAGGAUGGGAACAGCGGCUCGAUGGGGACACACGUACACACCUACACCUGUCUACUAGUCAUCCUCCUUCCGUUUCUGCUCAAGUUUUGACGCAGUGGGCUUUCUGGCAUCCGAGGGCAAGGUUGCAUGUUUUGUGUGUUUUCUCUCACCUGGAACCACAAACGUGAUGCACAGUGUGCAUGGGCUACCCUACUACAUCAUGUCGAACCGCUAAAAAGUAUUAUGUAACAUAUACUUUUUUUAUUCAUUUUAGUUGAGUUUUAAGGACAUAACAAGUUGCUUUUUUUUGUUUAGUUUCGCCUCCCAUUAUGAUAUGAUUCUUAAAGUUUAUUCACGUGGGUCUCAAAAAUAGGCCUGUCCGAUGUGGUUUGUCUGUUAUUUACAUUUAAUUUAUCUCAAUUUCCCCCGACUGACAGUCAUCUUAGCCCCGAGAGUCUUAGCCCCAAGAGUUAAGUGUAUGAGGUAAACUAAACAAACACCCCAAACACAGGCAAGGACCAGAAGGACUGAAAUCCCUCUAGGACCUAAAAGCCUGUAAUCAUGUUUGUUUCUGCUGUAAUUAUUUUGGAUUCUGAUACAUUGACAAACCACAACCGGUUAAGAAGAAAUUUAAUUUUGACAAAUGUUCUUCUUCCUCUCAUCAUUGUAAAUUGUGAUCUUUUCAGCUGUUUGUGCUAUGCUAUUUUUUGUUUGUUUUUAACACAUAUUGAAAAGGGGUAAAUAAAAUAUAAAAGUUGUAUAAAUUUGU
Molecule: messenger RNA, 1995 nt
Organism: Oncorhynchus gorbuscha (pink salmon)
Lineage: Eukaryota; Metazoa; Chordata; Actinopteri; Salmoniformes; Salmonidae
Product: opioid-binding protein/cell adhesion molecule-like
Exons: 8
Coding region: 264-1337 (357 amino acids)
Cellular component (GO): neuron projection
Source: RefSeq, a predicted model, not a curated record